This is a messenger RNA of Zeugodacus cucurbitae (melon fly), 825 nucleotides long. RefSeq lists its product as uncharacterized. The coding region runs from base 1 to 825 and encodes 274 amino acids. The transcript has a single exon. The record is from RefSeq and is a predicted model, not a curated record. NCBI's taxonomy places the organism in Eukaryota, Metazoa, Arthropoda, Insecta, Diptera, Tephritidae.
AUGCCUUCCGACGAUGACACACCACGUCUGCCGAAAGCAUCAAUAUUCAUGGGAAACAACCCCGCAGCAACAAUUCGUGUUCCAAAUUUCAACCAAGACAGACCAGGUCUCUGGUUCGCGCAGUUGGAAUCACAGUUCCGGAAUCAUAACGUCACACACGAGGUGGACAAAUUCCAUCAUACGAUUCCACUGAUUGACACGCGCAUAGCAGCUGACGCUGAAGACAUCAUUCUCAAUCCACCAGCCGAUAAGCCAUAUCAACGAUUGAAAGCCGCACUAAUCGCGUGUUAUUCGAAAUCCAGAGAAGCAAAACUCCUCCAACUACUGGAUGGUGAGUAUCUUGGCGACAAAACGCCAUCUCAACACCUUCGAUACCUCCGAAGUUUAGUGCCAGACAUAGAUGAGGAGAUAAUACGUGUAAGGUGGCUCUCACACCUGCCCGACCAAAUGCGCACGUGUUUGGUUACGCAACACACGGCCGAGCUACAGGACUUAAGCGAAGCCGCAGAUCGCCUACACGAAGUACUCAAACCUUCUCAAGGGACUCACAUGGCUGCAACAUCACUUGCAAACAAUCACGGCUCCGAUUCUACAGAUGUGGAACAACAACUCGCUCACAUUACAAAAUGUCUUCAGAAGCUUCUGGACAACCAACAAACUACUGGGCGAAAACGCUUUCGCUCACAAAACAGCAACAGAAGAAGAUCAAUUCCUCCUGCUAAUUCAACCAACAACACAUGUUGGUACCACAAAACGUUUGGCAACCUCGCUCAAAAAUGCACACCAGGUUGCAAACAAGCGGGAAACGCACCAGAGAGACGUUAG